This is a messenger RNA of Prorocentrum cordatum, 866 nucleotides long. Lineage: Eukaryota; Dinophyceae; Prorocentrales; Prorocentraceae. The record is from the annotation of a GenBank genome assembly.
GACCCCCCCUCCCCGCCGGCGGGCCUCCCCUCCCCGCGCGCGCGGCGCGGCGCGGCGGGGGCCGCCGCAUGGCGCCCCACUACCGCGCCAGCGCGAUCUCCUCGUGCCCCUCCGUGUUCUGCCCGCACGACGCGCCAGCGGACGGCGGGCCCGUGCUCUCCCAGUCCAGCAGGUCCAGCGUCGCGACGGCCUCGCCGAGCAGGUUCUCUUCGUUCAUUCCGCCGUCCGGCGCGUGUUCCCUUCCGGGGAGCAGCCUGCCGCCGCUGAUGGAGGCGGCGCACGCCGGCCGCCCCUCGGACCACUUCAGCCGCUGCAGCUCCGUGGCCUCGGAGAGAAGCGGCAGCGGCUUCGGCGAGUCGAUCACGAUCUGGUCGGGGAUGUCGAAGUGGCGCGGCAGGCCUGCGGAGCUGCGGGGCGGCGUCGGAGGCCACAGCAUCUGCGACCUGGAACUCCUCAGCAGCGGCGAGGACCCCCCCGAGUGGGGCCGCGAGUUCGUGAUCCCCGAGGCCAGCCUCCUGCGCAAGGGGUGGAACGUGGUGGUGAUCGCCCUCAUCACCUACACCUCGACCAUCUUUCCGUUCAGGUUGUGCUUCAUGGAGUUCAAGGUGCCAGAGCCGAUCCCAGCGCCCGUCGAGUUCACUGUCCUCGAGACCCUCGUCGACGUGCUCUUCUGCUGCGACCUGCUCCUGAACUUCCUCUUCUCGUACCAGGACGCCCACGGCCGCGAGAUCUUCAGCCUGCCCAGCAUCGCGAGGAGGUACCUCAGGGGCCACUUCGCGGUCAACCUGAUCGGAGGGGAGGGCAUGCGGGGCAUGGCGCAGGGGUCGACCUAAACGGUGCUUUGGCGAUUUCGUGGGCCGCUUCCG